Messenger RNA from Gambusia affinis (western mosquitofish), 2948 nucleotides. It is a transcript of the gene sdr42e2, whose product is annotated as short chain dehydrogenase/reductase family 42E, member 2. Lineage: Eukaryota; Metazoa; Chordata; Actinopteri; Cyprinodontiformes; Poeciliidae. Gene Ontology annotation, molecular function: 3-beta-hydroxy-Delta5-steroid dehydrogenase (NAD+) activity. The transcript is spliced from 12 exons. The record is from RefSeq and is a predicted model, not a curated record. Gene Ontology annotation, biological process: steroid biosynthetic process. Bases 608 to 2278 code for a protein of 556 amino acids.
UGGAAAUCAAAGAAGAAAGCGCUAAUUUACAUUUGGAACAAGCACAUGCUAGCGGCUGUCACGACGGAGAAAUUUCUUGAAACUCUAGGGGGUAUGAGUUAAAAGACGAGUUACAAGAUGCCGCUUUUAAGUUUAAGGUUAAGGUUAUCGAUCUGAUAAGUGCAGGAGGGAAAUAGAGCCGCUGCACAUAAGUUCGGUGUGGUUCAGCGUUGGAGACGCAAGGCUGCGUCCAUAAUAGCAGAUUUAUUGAAAACCGAGAACGGCGGAGAUACUAGCGGAUUACAAGCCCGGUGCGGUUAUAUAUGUACGCCUCCAGUUUUUUUUUUAAAAUUUGUAGGUGCGGGUUAUAUUGAGGUGCCCUCUUUAGUUCGGAAUAUACGGUAAUUACUGACAAUGUCGCCUAGACAACAAGCAAGCUCCUUGUUCUCCCUUUUAUAAGACACACUUUUAAUUGCAGUUUAUAAAGCCACCCUCAGAGUUUUAUUCAAAAUUUGAUAUGAAUCGGGGGGGAAAAAAUUAUGCACACAAAAUUCUUUUUCCUAUUAUUUAACAUGCAUCAAGCAUCUAAUAUAUGACGUUCUAUUUAAAUGUUGGCCUAUGUUAUUAAAUGAAGGAAGAGGCACUGCUUUUACACCAAGGAUUCUCCCUGCACGCUUCAUCUAGACAUUACGAUAGGAGAUGCUUUAGGUGUCUGAUGGGCGGGAUGAAGGGUGGAGUGUAUGGAGGGCCCACAGAUUCGGCAGAGCCGGAAUUUCUUCAUAAGACAGCCGACAGGGACAGGUAUGGAUGUGAGGCAAGGAGAAACGCAAUAAGGAUGUCUAUUGACCUGUACAGCCCCAGCAUGGGUGACAGUGGGGCCUCCAUGUGCCAGAUGAAGCAGCUGCCCUGCCACGGCGCCCCGCUGCUUCGCCUGCAGGCCGGUGGGCAUCACACACUCAACCACUCAAACCUCCCUCACAAGCCGUGCUUGAGCGAUCCAUCCUUGGUAGCUUUCUCUGGGUCCGCGCCGGCCCUCCGCCACAGGGUCAACGGGGCCAUGGCAGGCACCUGCAACAGCCACAACUGUGCUGCUUCAAGACUGGGACAGGAGGUGGGAACAGCAGCCUGGGACAGCUGCAAAGGGAAGGUGUUGGUGACAGGAGGAGGGGGAUAUUUCGGCUUCAGGCUGGGGAAGGAGCUGGCCAGUGAGGGGAUGACUGUGAUCCUUCUGGAUGUCAACAAGCCUCUCUGGGAUAUUCCUGAUGGAGCAAUCUUCCUUCAGAGCGACAUUCGGGACUAUUCCUCCCUACACAAAGUGUGUGAAGGAGUGGACUGCAUAUUUCACACAGCAUCUUAUGGCAUGUCUGGACCAGAGCAGCUGAGGAAGGAUCAGGUGGAAUCAGUCAACGUUGGAGGAACCAAUAAUGUCAUAAACGUGUGUAAAGAGAGAGGAAUCUCCAGACUGGUCUACACCAGCACUAUCAACGUGGUGUUUGCUGGGAAACCAAUUGUGGAUGGGGAUGAGGCUUCAGUGCCAUAUGUGCCCAGUGAUUUGCACAUCGACCACUACUCCAGAACUAAAGCAGUGGCAGAGCGGAUGGUCCUCUCGGCCAACGGGUCCUCAGUGAAAGGUGGAGGGAAACUGGAGACCUGCGUCCUGCGGCCGUGUGGCAUCUAUGGACCUGGAGAAAGGAGACAUCUUCACAGAGUGAUGAUGAACAUAGAGCGGCGCUUGUUCAGCUUCAGCUUUGGAGACCCAGCAGCCAGGAUGAACUGGGUCCACGUAGAUAAUCUGGUCUUGGCCCACAAGCUUGCAGCUGAGGCUCUCACAAAGAAGAAAGGCUGCAUCGCUAGCGGGCAGGCAUAUUUUAUUAAUGAUGGCCUUUCAGUCAAUCUGUUUGAGUGGCUGACACCUUUGUUUGAAAAACUGGGCUACAGCAGACCAUCAAUAACCCUCCCAGUUUCUCUUGUCUAUUCAGCAGCUAUUCUGGUGGAGUAUUUACAUGUGAUUCUGAGCCCGGUGAUCGAAGUGCCUCUGCUUUUUACCAGGAGUGAGGUCCGAAACAUCACAGUGAGCCACACCUUCAAAAUCGACAAGGCCCGUCAAGAACUGGGUUACUGCCCACAGUCGUACAGCCUGGCGGACUCCGUGGAGCAUUACCUCAAGAUCCGGCAAAGUCGUGACACCCCAAUUUCUUUAUCCCUGCCCUCUGUCAGGCAGCUGGCUGAAAGAGGCAUCCUGCUGCUGCUGCUGGGACUCGGCCUGGUGCUACUCAUAAUCUAUGGCCUCCUCAAUUAAAUAGUUGUUGCAAUGUCGGAUGGAGAGGCUUUCAAAACUAAUUGUUGCAACAAAUUUGUACUCUUCUCUCACUUGUGCAGAGUUCAACUCAUCAAGAGUCAUUUUUUCUUUUUCUCCUCUUCAAAUAAGACUUAAUUUAUUGAAUGUAGGUUUAGACAAAUUCCCUUUUCUUUUAAAGUUAUGUAAGCUUGAAAGUGUUAAGGGAGAUUUAUAUUUAUGAAUUUAAUAGCUUAGUUUUUUUUUUGGUCUAUGUAAUUGUCAUUUAUUGAAGCAUGCUUCCAGUUUGUAUAGCAUUCUUUUGUGACUGCUAUUUACUACAGAGGUUGCUAUUUUGUACACUUUUAGAAAUAAAAUAAUUAUAAUGAAUGAAAUGUUUAAUGGAUGUUAAAAUCAAACAUUUUCUUGUUACUAAUAAAAGUAAUGAAAAUAUUUACAAUUUCAAUAAUUUUUUUUCUAUUUAAAGAAAAAAAUCUUAACUCUUGGGCUUGCUUGCAUUUUGUGCUACACCUCCAAAAGACACCCUUUAGAAGAUUGUCAUAGAAACAUAUUUUAUUUCCCAGUUCUUUCCUGAUUAUCCUUUCAAAAUUCAGUUUUCACUAUAUAGAAAAUAGCUGUGAACAUUCUGUAAUUCUAUCUUCUUAAAUUCUAUAUUUAGUUAAUAAAAUGCUUC